Messenger RNA from Yamadazyma tenuis ATCC 10573, 1230 nucleotides. RefSeq lists its product as uncharacterized. Gene Ontology annotation, molecular function: DNA-binding transcription factor activity, RNA polymerase II-specific; transcription cis-regulatory region binding; zinc ion binding. Gene Ontology annotation, cellular component: nucleus. Gene Ontology annotation, biological process: positive regulation of transcription by RNA polymerase II. The record is from RefSeq and is a predicted model, not a curated record. NCBI's taxonomy places the organism in Eukaryota, Fungi, Ascomycota, Pichiomycetes, Serinales, Debaryomycetaceae.
AUGUCGCAGAGCCCGCAAUCAACUCCACAAUUGGUCCCAUCAUUGCAAUCAAGUCCACAAUUGGUUCCAUCAUCGCAAUCCAGUCCCCAAUUAAUUCCCCCAUCAUUGUCUACGUUGAACCUCCACCUCGAUGAGCACGGCAUCCAGUUUCUUCAGUAUUUCGAAGAGAAGGUCAGCCCGCUUUUGUGCAUUGACAAACACUCAUCCAACUACUUUGUCAAGACAUUUCUCCAAAUCAGCUUGACAGAAGAAGCGAUUUCCAAUGCGUUGGCGUGUUGGGGAGGCAUUUUCAGAGAGGGUAACGGCCUUAAAAACCUCCAGGUCAAACGGUACAUGAACAAGUCAAUUCAACUUGCUCAGAACUUCAGUAUUCUGGACAUCAGUCGCUACUACACUCUUUUGUGUUUCUACCAGAUCAUGGUGGGUAUACAGGUAUGCCUGGGAGAUGUCUACUACUGGCACAAAAUGCUCACCAACUGCUUCAACGGCAUCGAUGCCAACGGUGGAUUCAGCUUCUUGUUGGAGAAGUUUCUGCAUUCCAACGAUGUCAAAUGGCUCAUCUCCAACUUUCAAUAUCAUGAUAUUUUACAGUCAGGAGCCUUCAUACGGGGAACCCGAUUCCCCAUUGAAAACUACCAGUUGAACCUUGUGAACUACGGGGUGGACCCCUACCAGGGGUGUAAUAACGAUUUGAUAUGUCACUUGGGAGACAUUCUUAAUGAGAAGGUGAGAAUUGAUGAAGACGACCUCCAGGCCCUAGAUGCUGCUUUCCACCGGUUUUGGGCCAAGGUCGAACUGUGUGAACCUGUCAACCACCAGUUCGAACUCUUGCAAGACAGUGCCAAACACAACUACUUGACGCUCUUCAAGCUCUACAAAGUGGCUACCAAAUUGGUGCUUUACAUGUACUUCAAACGUCUGGUGCCCAAAUCGGUAGAUAUCCUGUUACUUGUGGAUGAGGCUCUUCCUCAUAUCCACUCCCUCGUGCACUCGAGGUUCGUUUCCUGUUUGACGUUUCCGUUAACAAUUGUGGGCAUUAACGCCGUAGGGCCUGCUCGGCUACUGUUUAUGGAUGUCAUGAAUAAGGUCCAAGCCUGUUACAGUGUGGGAAAUGUGACUCGGUCCAAGGCAGUGAUACUUAAGUGCUGGGACCGUAAUGAGAACGGAGCACGGUUGUUUGAUUGGGUGGAGGUGGUACAAGAGAUGAAAUGGGAGCUUUGUUUGUGUUGA